This is a messenger RNA of Polyodon spathula (Mississippi paddlefish), 4589 nucleotides long. Its product is annotated as rabphilin-3A-like. Gene Ontology annotation, molecular function: small GTPase binding. Gene Ontology annotation, cellular component: membrane. The record is from RefSeq and is a predicted model, not a curated record. Gene Ontology annotation, biological process: intracellular protein transport. NCBI's taxonomy places the organism in Eukaryota, Metazoa, Chordata, Actinopteri, Acipenseriformes, Polyodontidae. The transcript has 24 exons. Bases 607 to 2838 code for a protein of 743 amino acids.
UGUCACAGUCCCACCAUGAAUAAUCAGGCGCACUAAUAAAUAACACGGGUUUUAAAAUGGUAGAUUGACUGGAGUCAUUUAAUGUAUAUAAAAAGGAUUGCAAUAAUCGAUGAAUUAAUUUUACAGAAAAGGCUGUGACGGGGGUGGAAGUGACGGGGGAGGGUUUCCAGCGCCGAGUUUCAGGGGUCUGUCAUUCACACAACGCCCGUCCUGCAGGGCUCGUUCGUGGGCAGGAGAGACGGUGCUUGUACACACCAUAGAGGUGCUAACAGCAGACAACUGCCGCUUCUCACACUCAACAAACAGAUUAUCCGCAAGACAGCUGCUGCAUGCGCAGUGGACGGCCGCCUUCUCCGCUCACUCCUGAACUUUGCAAAAUUAGACCUCACAUCACACUGACUAAUCGAAUCCCGACACCUGAGCCGAGACAGCGAGCUCUGCAGAGGAUCCCCGCGGCUGCUAAGAAAUUCAAUUCCAGCGAAACGUCCGCUGGCAGCCAGGGGCUUUUCUCUAAACUCCCCCAGGGCACGGCUGUGCUAAUACCAGACUCACCGGAGCGGUUCCACUUCAUCAGACGUUGUCGCCGCUGGUCAGCAGGAUCCCAUCAUGACGGACGCGGUGUUUGGGAACAGUUCGGACCGCUGGGUCUGUCCCAACGACAGGCAGCUCACCCUCCGAGCCAAUGAAAAGGAACAGAUCGGAACGGGGUGGUCAGUCCACUCCAGCCAGACCGAGAGGCAGAGGAAGAAUGAGGAGCUGACUGAUGAAGAGAAGGCGAUCAUCAACAGCGUGAUCGCCAGGGCUGAGAAGAUGGAAGCCAUGGAGCAAGAGCGCAUUGGGCGGCUGGUGGAUCGUUUGGAUGACAUGAAGAAGAACGCAUUGGGGGACGGGGUCUCGCGCUGCGUUCUGUGCGGGGAGCAGCUCGGCAUGCUGGGGGCCGCCGCUGUCGUCUGCGAGGACUGUAAGAAGCAUGCCUGUACAAAGUGUGGAAUUCAGUGCAGCAGUCGACCUGGCUCCAUAUGGUUGUGCAAGAUCUGCAGUGAGCAAAGGGAGGUGUGGAAGCGCUCUGGGGCCUGGUUCUUCAAGGGCUUGCCCAAACAGGUCCUGCCCUCCCCGAUGCCAAUCGGUGAGGCGAAAGAGCCGAGGGAAGUCGGCACCGCUGAGCUCCCUGUUCAGGAGCAGAGACCCAGCAGCUAUCCGCGGGCACAGGGCCAAGGACCAGCAGAGGCUCCCCCUCAGCUCACAGAGCAGCAGCCCCAAGGUGAGCCAGAGGAGAGGAGAGCUGGGGGCAGGAGAUCAGUGAAAUCUCGCGAUGCCAGCCACCACGAGACUGAUCGAGGGGGAUACAGCUCAGAGGAGGACGGGGCUGUCGGUGCCUAUCGAGGUGCCAGGAAAGGAAUGAGACCACAGAGGUCCGAGGCGGGCACGGAGAACACUGGCAGAGGAGGCUACCCCCCGGUGGCCCGGAAGCCUCAGGAGCUGCGCUCCGCCCCGAGUGGGAGCGAAUACGGCACGGGGGAUCCCGAAGGCCGAGACGCCUACCACAACGAAGCCGAAAGUGAGGUCAACAGGAGUCCUGUAGCUGCAAAGCGAGCCAAUUCUGUCCAGGCCUCCAGACCAGCUGCAGCCCCCUCUGCAAUGGCUCAGCCAGGUGGCAGAGCAGCUCAGAACCCAGUUUCUCGAUACGCUGAACAGAAGCAAGGAGGUCAGCCCAUGGCUCCGGGACAGAUGGACAGCGGCUAUUCGAUUGUGCCACAGCGGGACGACAGAGCUGCCGCCCCAGUCAAGGAGGAGAGGAGGCAGCCGGCCCCUUACACCCCUGUCUCGGCCCCCCCAGCACAAGCCCCGCCAGCCCGGCACCAGCCCCCUCCUCCUCCCCCUGAGGAGGACGAGGAAGAGGCCAACAGCUACGACUCGGACGAAACCACAACGCUGGGUGCGCUAGAAUUCAGCCUGCUGUAUGAACAGGAGAGCAGUUCAUUGUACUGCACCAUCAUAAAAGCCAAGGGAUUGAAGCCCAUGGACUCCAACGGACUGGCAGACCCCUAUGUCAAACUGCACCUGUUGCCUGGAGCCAGUAAGUCAAACAAGCUGCGCACCAAGACUCUGAGAAACACUCGCAAUCCCACCUGGAAUGAGACUCUGGUUUACCAUGGGAUCACAGACGAGGACAUGCAGAGGAAAACGCUGCGAAUCUCUGUGUGUGACGAGGAUAAAUUUGGACACAACGAGUUUAUUGGAGAGACCAGGAUGCCCCUGAAAAAGCUGAAGUUGAACCAGAAGAAGAACUUCAACAUCUGUCUGGAGAGAGUCAUCCCUAUGAAGCGUGGAGGAACAGCAGGCUCUUCACGAGGCAUGGCUCUCUAUGAGGAAGAGGCAGAUCACAGUGGAGAGGUGGAGGAGCGGGGAAGGAUCCUGGUCUCUCUCAUGUACAGCACUCAGCUGGGGAGGCUGAUUGUGGGCAUCAUCCGCUGUGUGCACCUGGCAGCCAUGGACGCCAACGGCUACUCGGACCCCUUCGUCAAAAUCUGGCUAAAGCCAGACAUGGGGAAGAAGGCUAAAAACAAGACCCAGAUUAAGAAGAAGACUUUGAAUCCUGAGUUCAAUGAGGAGUUUUUCUAUGACAUCAAACACAGUGACCUGGCUAAGAAGUCUCUCGAUAUCUCAGUGUGGGAUUAUGAUAUUGGCAAAUCCAACGAUUAUAUAGGAGGAUGCCAGCUGGGCAUCACAGCCAAGGGAGAGUACCUGAAGCACUGGUAUGAGUGUCUGAAGAACAAGGAUAAGAAGAUUGAGCGCUGGCACACCCUUGUGAACGCGAACCACGUCUCUAGCGACUAGAGGCCCUGCAUGAGCAACGCCGCCUCUUUCUCUCGCCGUCUCUCCCAACCCUGUGCUCCGUUUUCUACAGAGGUCUUGUCUUCCAGUGUACCUGCUCUCCCGGGAACGCUUCUGUCCGCUCAAGUCCUUCCCACCCUUGUAGGCUUCCUCUCAGCUGAACAUCAACAAAGGGGUUUGCUUUCUUCUGUUUGAAGAAGGAAAAAAUCGAUUGGUCAUUUUAUUUGUGUAAACAUACAUGUUUAUAUUUAAUCUCCACUACAACAGUAAGGCAGUGACUGGGCUAAAGGGUAAUUGUAAUGGAAUAGCCAGAAAAUGUAAAUGGUGUUUAAACAGAGCACUGUGUUUUUAGCAAAUUAGGUUUACUUUAAAACCUGUGUCUAGUAUGCAGUUUCUAUAAUUUUGCUCUGCUGUAAUUAUGGAUGGACUACUAGAGAUCAUUACUUUUCAGGGCUUUGCAACCGCGGAAAUCUUUGUUUUCUUUUCUUGAUACACACAGUAUAAAAACAAAAGUAACUUGUUUCUUCCGACGCAAUAUUUAUAUGUUACUUAUGUGCUGUAUGGGUACAGUUUGCUUUCCUAGCAGCGCUCCAGAACAGAUUUGAAAGAUUCACUUUGACGGGAGUGACUGGUUUAGCAGGGAGAUGGAGUUUCUCUCAAUGUUCUGUCUCAUACUGCUUUGUAUUAAAAGAUCUUCGUCUUCCGUUUUAUGAUUUUGAUCGUAGUGUUUCUGCAAAAGCAUUAAGCACCUCUAUUACCGUUUUAGAUUUCAGCCUGACCUCUAAAGGAGAGAACAGUCCUCUCUCUACGUUUACAUGUACAAGGAAUCAAUCCUCUUUUAAAUGAUUGUUUUGAAUCCGAAAUCUAUUGGGUUUGGAAACAUCAGUGCAGAAUAUCGAGAGGAUUUGGGAAUGGACUCAUUGCACAGGUAGUUUGAAUCUGAUUAGAUUGUGCAUAUACAUGAGCUACAUAUCUGGGUCACCCUCCCAUCAGGCCCUCUUGAAAUCUGUUCAGGAUCUCUGUUGAAACUUAGAAACAGUGGUGCAAAACGUUGUUAGUUGCCAAAUGUAAAAUUUAGCUUAGAAGUGCAUAAGUGUCGGUACAAUCGCUGGGAGCGAUAUGAUAUUGAGAAAAAAACUAAACAAGGUCAUUGUUUACAUUCAGAUUGCAAAUGUUUUCACCUCAAGAUAUCUUCAAACUGCAUAUUUCCCCUGCUGCUAUAUAAGGGUACCAUAUUCCAUGGCUUUGUUUGAUUAUCUCCCUGUAAUCAUGCCUGGCAUGUGAUGUCCCGUUCAGAAACACUGGCAUGGAUAUAUAGACCUACAGUCCCAUGCUCUUUGGAAAGACGUAACCUAUACAGAGGGAGUGUAUAUUCGUAUUGGCACUGUCCUACAUCCCACUCACAAUAUUUAACAUUAUUUACAAUGCAUAGAUUUUUUUCAUUUUUUUUCUUUUGUAAAAUGUCAAUUUGUAGAUAAUCCUUAACUCCUGUUGGUUGUGCCUGAAAUUUGCAGGUGCCCUCUUGCAGGUCACCCCUGGUACCCACUCUGGCAACUCCACUAAAGAGCUACUCUUUGGAUACUUUCUCCUGUUUUGACACACAGCCGUUACGGAUCCAGUCCCCCCACCCUGCAGUGAGAUGAGAUGAGGUUAAAAGCUCUAGAACCCCAAAUGCAAAAGGGCCCGUCUCGGUUGCAUUGUGGUUACUGUUUGCUUGUGGUGCACACCCAGCACUCCUCCCUGUUACAUUACCA